GUCUCAAUGGUGUUAUUUUUAGUUUUACGACACAAACUGUCAGAGAUGUGAACAGUUUUUUCAUUCUUGAAUUUAAAAUUGAAGAAAGGUUAGUCGAUAGAGAACCAAAUAAAUAUAUUCUUGAAGUCAAGCAUGAUUUGGACAACACUUACUUUGCCAAUAAAACUAAUGCUAUAAAUCAAACAAUAAGAUUAACCACUGCGAUUUUGAUUGAUGUAAUUGAUUAUGAACCUCCCUGA
Molecule: messenger RNA, 239 nt
Organism: Funneliformis geosporum
Lineage: Eukaryota; Fungi; Glomeromycota; Glomeromycetes; Glomerales; Glomeraceae
Source: the annotation of a GenBank genome assembly